Messenger RNA from Xyrichtys novacula (pearly razorfish), 5437 nucleotides. The record is from the annotation of a GenBank genome assembly. NCBI's taxonomy places the organism in Eukaryota, Metazoa, Chordata, Actinopteri, Labriformes, Labridae.
AUGAAGAAAGAUUUCUCCUGCUGCUGUCCAUCCCUGAUCCCCAGCAGGGAAACUGCUUGUUUCUACUUACUCUUUGUGCUCAUUGCUCUGUACAUGCUGGCUGGUGCUGCUAUUUUUUCUUCUUUGGAGAGGCCAGCAGAGCUUAAGGCCCACAAGCUCUGGGAAUCAAGACUAAAGGACUUCAGUCAGGAAUAUAACAUCAGCUGUGAUGACCUUAAGUCUCUGUUAUGCUACUACGAGGAGGCGAGGACAGCAGGCAUCAGGGCAGAACAAGGCAGAGCCCUGUGGGACAUUCCAGGCGCGUUUUAUUUUGUGGGAACUGUAGUCUCCACCAUCGGUGAGUAUAGAGAAGACCUGGCACUAAAGUCUAAAACCUGGUAUCAUUUUUUUAUAUUUAUGCAUAUUUUCUUCAGAUUACACACAAUCACAGAGUUGCAGAGUCCUCUGAGACAGACCAGCCUCACCUGCAAGUAACACCACAAAAGUUUUCACAACUUAACAGUUAAAUGUGAUGUGGUCUUAAAAACAUGUUCAUCUCUUGUGAGGAACUUUUUCCUUUUUGUUCUCAUUGUUCUAGUUCUUUGGAAAAACUUAGAAUUGAUAUCUUGGAGCUGAUCCAUAAACCAUGAUCGUUUAGACUUAGCACAUGGAGUAAGUUCAUUUGUGUUUGAUAGAUCAUUUCCUUGUUGGAACAAUACCUCUUGGAAAUGAAUAUCUCCUGUUGGACAGCCUGUUCAUUUGUAAGGAACAUGCAUUUGUUGGAUGAGAAGUAGAGUUAAGUAUGUGGGUGGUGCCCAUGAAAAAGUUCCCAAAUCUCUGUCAAUGCAAAACAGCUUUUUCUGCCAUUUAACCUUGUUUGGUGGAUUGGAUGAUAUAACCAUACAAAGCUACAAAAGCCUAACACUUCCUCCUCAUGCUGGUCACCAGCCUGGUCACACUCUGAUUCUCGAACCAAAGUCAGCCCGUGUGUUUCAGCUGGUCACUCUGGCAUAAACAGUGCAUCCCAGCUGAUCUCACAAGCGUUCAGUUGUGUUGCAGUCAGGACUGCUGACAGGCUGCUCUAUCCUCUCCACUCCCAGUUAACUGAACUGUGGCGACUAUUGUCAACUUGGAAGAUAGAGUUCGAUCCCAGACUAUUGAGAUGUGGGACUGCCACUGGUUGCGAAAUCUCAUUUCAAUAUAUCUUUGCACUGAUAGCCUCCAAAGAUGACUGGCCUUGUUUUUCAGCCAGGGGUUGCUGCCCCACACCAUCACACUGCUUCCACCUAAAGAUGCUCUUCUAUCAGUGCAGCAAUCAGCACAGUGUUCUCCACAUCUUCACCAACUUUGGCCUUACCCUGCAAUUUCAUACACAGAAUUUGGACUCAUCGCUCAACGUACUGUUCCUCCACAUGUUCAGGUGCACAAGUUGCCGUCCCCGGCGCGAAUAAGCGUGUUGAUAAAGGGCAGUCAUAACAGGUCUCCUGGCAGCCCUAUGAGACCAGAGAUAGACCUUUUUCACAGUACGCGGAAGUUAGCAUUCUGCUCACUUCCGGUGUUAGCGUGUGGUGGAGCCACUUAACAUCGCCUAUAGACGGCCAUUUAUUUUUCACGAUAUUAACAAGCUCGCGACUCGUUUUUUUGAAAGGUAACGUAAAAUUUUAUGCUUUGUGCUGUUUAACUAACUCCUGUUCUACAUAAUACUGUCCGGAUUUUGUAUUUUACUUUUCGGGAAUUAGUUUUAGUAGGUCUGGAAAUUUUCUGAUGAUGGUAACCAUUGCUCUUGAGUAAUGACCUAUUAAACAUAAUUCCCGAAAAGUAAAGUACAAAAUCCGGACAUUACUUUGUAGAACAGGAGUUAGUAAAACAGCACAAAGCAUACAAUUCUACAUUACCUUUCAAAAAAACGAGUCGCGAGCUUGUUAAUAUCGUGAAAAAUGAAUGGCCGUCUAUGAGCGAUGCUAAGUGGCUCCACCACACGCUAACACCGGAAGUGAGCAGAAUGCUAACUUCCGCGUACUGUGAAAAUAGGUCUGUUGGCUGUGUGCAGUCUGUCCUGGUUCGUCUGAGCGGAGAACCAUUGGCCGUGUUGUCCUGAAAACCUUUAAAUGCUGCAAAUCUGUAGAAGACAACCUAAGUGCUGAUAGGAUGUGGAAACGGUCUUCCUGGGAUGCCCACUUACUGCCUGUCUCUGACAUCUCCAACUUUUUCACUCAGCUCUGUUGCUCAUCUCACAAAUGCUUGUUCCUCACAAACCUGUUACUAUUUAAAAGGGAAGUGACCAGGCUGUCCAACAGUAUAAUAUUUAUUGCCAAGAAGCAUUGUUACAACAAAGAAAUGAUCCUUCAAACACAACUGGACUUCGUUUUUAUGCCAAUUUUAUGUUAAAAAAAAGAGAAAACAAUAAAGGCCACCAACACUCCUAACUUCAAACAGAUAAAAUGGAGACCAGCUGUACAGCACUUUCAUCAUAAUGUUUGACUACAGGACCUCCUGAUGACUUGUCGAUAACUAUCUGUGUAACAUAUAUCUAUUAUACUCGCUGUAUCUCAUCACAAACACUUAUCACAUGAAUCUACAUCUAUCUUAGGAGGCUAAAAAGGAACAGUCCAUCAAAAUCGAUACUUUGCCUGUAUCUACGGAGGACAAACCAUAUCCCAGAGAUAACAAACAAACCAGUCUCAUCUCUGAAUCAAUUUACAGCCUUCAAACUGUACCUACUAUCUUCAGCUACUCUGUCACUGUGGAAACUGAAGGACAGACGCUGUGGCGCCUAUAUCAAUUUCCUUUUUAAAACUACUUCCAUAUUGACUGCAAUAGUUUUUUUGUGUAAUUACCCCUCUGGGCUUUGUGACUCGUAAAAAAGAAACAACAAUUUGACAUUUUAUGACUGAUGGUCAUAUUCAUGCAUCCCAUGCUGCCUUUCCUUCCUUGCCUACGACUUUCUUAAUUAGGAAAUAAGACAUAUCCCUUUAAAAUGAUAUUGACUUCGAUUACUGGUAAUGGCAGGAAAAUGAUCUCACAUAAUGUCCCUGUAAUCUUUUACAGACUUUGAACUAUGUUUGUCUUUACAGAGUAUGUGAGGUAUGCACAGUGUGUCUAUCCCAGGAAGGAAAAAGGCACAAGAAAAACAUCAUUAAUCUAAAACAUGCAAUCAUCUGGUUUUUUGAUGGAUCCAAAAAUGACUCAACCAGUCCACGGUUUUUCAUGUAGCGUAGGCGACAUCCGUCAAAACAGCUGUUACAAUGGGAAAUACACGUGUUGCAAGAUUUCAGUCGCCCGGAUGUGUAUUUUCAGACCACAGGACCACUUGAUCAUGAAUUUUUUUCAUACAUACCGAAGGGAGGAAGGAGGCAGCAUCCUCUUCAUACACAACACCUGGACAAAUCCGUCUGCCUGGAAAUUCUCACACAUUCCCAAGUCUGCUUUACUUUCCUGACAUAAAUCAAUUCUCUGUUAGCUGACCACACAAAUUGUUGUGUUUGCGCCAGUCAUUUUGUUUCCACACAGUUUUCAAUUCCUUUGUUGGCGUGUUCUCAAACAAAGGUGACAUUUAAGGAAUCUAAAACAUCUGGGAGAAACUUUGGCUUUGUGUUGAUUUUGGCACCUCCCGACAGCAAGGUGAUACUUUGACCUGUGCUUGCAUGUGCCAUCUAUAGUUUAGAGUGCACGAGGUGAGUCUAUGGUUAUCAGUUUUCAAAAGAAGAAUAAGGCAAUUCAGUAACAACUGAGUUGCAAUUACAGCUACUUCUGGCUUCUUCUUUACUGAGGAGUCAUCAGAGAAGCUGCAAAACAGCUUCAUGUGGCCGCUGUUGUCAUGAAAACAGCUUUUCUUCACAACUAACAGAAACUUUCUGAGACAUACUGACUCAGGAAAGUGCAGAGCAGAAGAAAAGCUGAGUGGUGAGCUGGAUUUUCCAUGUGGGGUAAAAUUUUUAUGAACCUCCAGUGGGUCUGUCGCUGGAACACUAGUCUGGUUGUCUGACCUGGGACACCAGAAAACACGUCUGGGGCUAACAUCAACAUCUGUGUAUCUCAUUAAUAUGAAACUUUGCCAAAGUAAGGGCAUCCCACAUUGCAACAUGCGAUAGUACAUAUAUGUAGUGAGCUACAACUUCAGGUCACUUGGAACCUCAGGUGUUGUGGUCCCAAAAAGAGUAUGCAUUAAUCAUGUUUGCCAUUCAGACAACCAAAUAAGACCGUUUCAAGCAGGAAUACCUCAGCCCAAACUGACCCUGAACCCAGUGAUUUGAAAAGAGGAAUAUAUUCAUUUUCACUGCCCCUCUGUUGAGUUUUUGUCAUUACUGGAACAAAUUUAAAGUCUAACCGGCUGAUUGAACGCAUAAUAAACCAACCUGAGACCUUAACAUUAACAGAGUAGGACCAGAUCAGACCCAGGCUUGAUUGAGCAAAAUCAAAUAAGGGAUCGGGCUCAGUAUGGGUCCUGGGUAUGUUUCAAGUAGGCCAUUGAAGACCUCUAGUUCCAAGAAACAGGGGUGGAGUUGAGCGAAGUUGUACCAUGCAGCAGCAGCAGCAAGUUUUGGGACAUUAAAUUUGGGAAAUCUGUGACAGUGUCUUUAAUGUCGGGUGUUAUUUUUAACCUCUCAUGUUUUACACAGGAUUUGGAGUGACGGCCCCAUCAACUGUGACGGGGAAGGUCUUGCUUGUUUUCUACGGAUUGCUGGGCUGCUCUGCUGCCAUACUCUUCUUCAAUCUCUUCCUGGAGAGAGUCAUAACGUUGCUGAGCUUCUUGAUAUUCUGGUGCCAUAGAAAGAGAAGAGGAUCCGACAGAUUAGACAGCAGAGCCGGUGACACGAUCAGCGAUAUGGAGCGGAAACCAUCAGUUUACCAAGUCACGCUCAUUCUUUUUGUUGCUGUUUUGCUCGUUGCGUGUGGAGCUGCUUCCCUUUAUUCAGUCAUGGAGGGCUGGACUUACUUGGAGUCCCUCUACUUUUGCUUUGUGGCCUUCAGCACAGUUGGUUUCGGCGAUUUCGUGAGUGGCCAGAGAGAGCACCAUGAGGACUCUCGGGGGUACCAGGUUGCAAACUGUCUCAUGAUGCUCUUGGGAGUGUGUUGCACUUACUCCCUGUUUAAUGCAAUCUCUGUGAUCAUAAAGCAGGGACUGAACUGGACGUUAGGAACACUGGCCUGGAUGUAUAGUGGUAUCCACCACCACAGGUCAAAGAUCAAACUCUGUUUUUCCGACCCUGAGGUACCAACAUGUUAUUGUGAGAAUGACACUCAGCACAGACAGCAGGUACAGGCAGUUUGCAGCUCAGGCCACAGUAUGCUCUGUCACUUCUGUGAUCCCAGUUCUAUCGGUAAAUGCCUUUGUGAAAACGCCAGAGUGAAAAAAGUGUGCUACAGAAAUAUAAAAAGAGAAGCCUCUGUAAAACAGGAGCAGGAUAAUUGUUCAUAUGAAGAGUAUCAAACCCAUGCUAUCCCACUGGCAUCAUAA